Stegostoma tigrinum is the source of this 4931-nucleotide messenger RNA. It is a transcript of the gene fktn, whose product is annotated as fukutin. Gene Ontology annotation, cellular component: Golgi membrane. The record is from RefSeq and is a predicted model, not a curated record. The transcript is spliced from 10 exons. The coding region runs from base 136 to 1509 and encodes 457 amino acids. Lineage: Eukaryota; Metazoa; Chordata; Chondrichthyes; Orectolobiformes; Stegostomatidae.
CCCCGCCCCCUACAAGAUGCACACUGAGCGCGCACCACUGCCGCCAUAUUUGCGAUAUGGGCGGGUUUUGGCCGUUGUGAGUCGGGUGUAAAUCUCGGCAAAUUGGCUAUUGGAACACUGGAUAAUCGAUGACCAAUGCCUCGAAUCAAUAAGACCAUCAUUUUGACCCUGCUAACUGUGAUAAGUUUCAUAUUCCUGUUGUUUCAGCUCUAUUAUUAUAAUGAGUACUUUUCAUCAAAAAAUGAGUCUUACAUUUCUGAUUCCAAAGAAAGUUAUUCCAUCGAAGACAGUGUGCAUUGGAAAGUGGUCAAAAAGUUUCUGGGUUUAGCAUCAAUCCACAACAUUCCGUUAUAUCUCAUUGAUCCACUGGUUUUGGGACGGAUGAAUGAGAAUAUUCAGAGUGAAAAUACGGACAGUAGGUUGAACUGCAAGUACCUGUGUACACCCAGAGAGUUCACCACAUUUGCACUAUUGGACAAAUUUUGGAAAAAUGAAGUGUUUCUGAAGAAAGAAGCUGAAGAGGAGGGUUUUCAAUGGAUGGAAUUGAGUGGUAAAGAUCCGCGAUUGGCUGGAAUGGAUGGUCUCUCGGGUACAGAAAUUCCAUUGCACUGCAUCUUUAAGCUGCAGGAUCAUGCCAUCCACUUGGUGGUAUUUUAUGAAAGGAGUGGCAAUUUCCUCUGGCAUGGGCAGCUUCGGCUCAAGCAAAAUGCAGACAAAAAUUUUGUCCAUUUCCGCAAGCUGCAUUUUGGGCGUUAUCCAGGAGCCUAUAACAAACCUAAACUACAUCUGACUUCAGUUGAUGGAUUAGAAAUCCAAGUUCCUAAGCAGAUAGCAAACUUCCUAGAAGAGGUUUCACAAUCCAGGUUUGUUGAAUGCAGAUACAAAGAAGCAAGGAUGUUUUAUCAGGUAUACCCUGAGGACACAUCACAAGAUGCUAUGGAAUUUAGAAAAAAGGCAAAGGAUGUGCUUCAUCUGGCUGCAAAGAUAUUGAAUGGACAGAAGGUGCCAUUCUGGCUCAGCAGUGGAACAUGCCUAGGAUGGUUCAGACAAUGCAAUAUCAUUCCAUACAGUAAGGAUGUGGACUUGGGAAUAUUCAUAAAGGAUUAUAAAGUUGAUAUUAUCUCAGCUUUCCAGAGGGCUGGAUUGCCACUGAAACACAAGUUUGGUAAAGAAGAUGACAGUCUUGAGCUUUCCUUUCAGGCAGCAAAUGUGAAAUUGGAUAUAUUCUUUUUUUAUGAAGAGGAUGAUUACAUGUGGAAUGGAGGAACCCAGGCCAAAACUGGCAAAAAAUUCAAAUAUGUUUUUCCUAAAUUUACCCUGUGCUGGACUGAAUUUCUGGAACUGAAAGUGCGAGUCCCCUGUAAAACACUCCCAUAUGUGGAGGCAAACUAUGGCAAGAACUGGGCAAUUCCUAUAAGCAAUUGGGAUUGGAAAAAUUCACCAGCUAAUGUGCAAGAAAAUGGAAUUUGGCCGAUCCAGGACUGGGAUGAAGUCAUCCAGAUACAUUGAGCAUGGCUUAAAACUAAAUGGAUUGAUAGAGGAGGAUUGAUCUUAAAUCGACAACUAUAAGGAAAAGGGUAGUCCAAUGAUAAUUCCCUUUGUUGGAACAGUUGCUAAAUGCUUGUCAUACUACCAGAAACUGAGCACAUUAAUGCUGUUCACUGUUAUUAUUGGUAUUCGAAGAUUUCCCUUUUGAUAUGUAAACUAUGUCCUCUUUCAUAAUAUGGAAAGACAGUUUGAAGAUUAAAAUUAACUAAGAUUUAGUGUUCACAAAUGGAAUAACAUUCUAGCAGUAAAAGCAGUAGUUUAGAAUCAUCUUGUGAAUAUUGUGCUAAAGAAUGUUAACUUAUUGUAUUUUAAAUUAUUUAUUUCAUGCAUGGAAUUCUGUAUUUAAAUUAAUGUUUUGGAAAGAACGCAUUCAGCUACUGGGUACAGAUGCCCUAUAUUAUAAGGUUGCUGGAAAGCCUUAUGCAAAGGUACAUGGUGCUGUAGUGUUUACUAUGCCAGAAAAGAGUUGGUCCAACACUUUCCACAUCAAGCAGAUGCUCACCUGCACAUCCGCCAAUGUGGUAUACUGCAUCCGCUGUACCUGGUGUGGCUCCCUCUACACUGGGGAAAGCAAGCGGAGGCUUGGGGACCACUUUGCAGAACAACUACGCUUGGUUCGCAAUAAACAACUGCACCUCCCAGUCACGAACCAUUUCAACGACCCCUCCCAUUCCUUAGACGACACGUCCAUCCUGGGCCUCCUGCAGUGCCGUAAUGAUGCCACCCGUAGGGUGUAAGAACAGCAACUUAUAUUCCGCCUGAGUAUCCUGCAGCCCAAUGGUAUCAUUGUGGAUUUCACAAACUUCAAAAUCUCCCCUUCCCCCACUGCAUCCCAAAACCAGCCCAGCUCGUCCCUGCCUCCCUAACCUGUUCUUCCUCUCACCUAUCCCCUCCUCCCACCUCAAGCCGCACCUCCAUUUCCUACCUACUAACCUCAUCCCGCCCCCUUGACCUGUCCGUCCUCCCCAGACUGACCUAUCCCCUCCCUACCUCCCCACCUGUACUCUCCUCUCCACCUCUUUUCUCCUCUAUCCAUCUGCUGUCCGCCUCCCCCUCUCUCCCUAUUUAUUUCAGAACCUUCUCCCCAUCCCCCUUUUCUGAUGAAGGGUCUAGUCCCGAAACGUCAGCUUUUGUGCUCCUAAGAUGCUACUUGGCCUGCUGUGUUCAUCCAGCUCCACACUUUGUUAUCUCGGAUCCAACCAAGAAAAUUUCUUUUCAAAAUAAAUGCACCUUUCCCUUUUUCAUUAAUACAAUCCUUUUUGCUGCCUCCUGAUUUAUGUAGUGUCUUGAUUACAGAGCAAAUGUCUCCAUGGAACAGUCAUUCCAAUGUAAAUUAAUAUGUAAAUCUAAAUGCAGCUAAGUACAAACUGUGAUUUCGACUGAGGGUAGAAAAGCCUAUGGGUACAGGGAUGAUGGGGACCUGAUAGAAUGCUACUUUGGCCUCUGACUCCUUUUUACUCUUUCCCUUUUUGUUUUGAAGGAGAUGUUCUUAAAUCAUGACAGUUCUUCUAUUAGUAAGAGUAUUGGUUGUCUAGUACAAGUGUGCUGUAUAGAAUGUUGUAUUAUGGGCUUGAAUUUAUAUUACUGUUCAAUAUAACUGCUGUAUAUAAAACUUGAUGCAAGCUUUGUGAGACAUUUUUUAAGAUGCAACUCUUUGAUAUCAACCCAACCAGCCUGAUUCUGUAUUGACUCCAAGCACUCCAGCCACGUGCAUUGGUUCCACCUUGUGCACGGCUGUAGCAAAAACCUGAUUUUCCUGAACCAGUGCUGAGUGACAUUGCACAGUGAAGUUACAAUAAACAUUAAAUUGAAGUCUAAGAUUAAAAUCAGUCACAUCACCCAUUUGUCUUCAAUGCAUCAGCACCAAAAUGGUGAAUGUUCAUUUCUUAAACUGUGCUCCAAAAAGUUGUUCCAAUGAGUAGUUGCGCUGUGUAACAUAAUCAGUCCCAGCGGUAGGUUGAUUUCAGUUCUGCUGAGUUAACUGUCCUCAGCCUGCAACACAGUAAAAAGUAGGUGCAAUUAACAUGUGUAUCCUGUCAGGUAAAUUUACUAGAAACCUUUUACAGUGAAUUGACAUUUUGCGAAGGACUAUAUGGAUUAAGUAACUGGGACAUCAGUCUGUGUUUGAGGUGCUAUUCCAUUUGCAGGGGAACACUAUUAAAUAUGUAAAGGGUGAGUGAUAGGGAAUAAUAUUUGUUUUGCAGUGAAGGCUGCAGAUCACUUUGACCAGUUGAAAGUUUUGCUGUGAAAUUUGUACUUUGUUUACCCAUUGAAGAUGUAUUUUGCUACUUUUACUGAAGUUUUGGAAUAAUAGUACUUUGGUUUCACCAAACACUAACAUAAUAUAUUUGGAAUUUACUGUUGUUCGAAUGAAAGAAUAACAAAAGCUUAGAUAAACAAUAAUGCAUUUUGAUUUGAUAUGCACUGUGAGUGACAAGUGUGGGUUCUCUGAUUUUAAAAAAAAAUCUUUGCCAAACUGUAAGGGUUUUUAUUUUAAAAAUUUAUACAUUUAAGAUUCAGAUGGGAAAGAAAACAGGGAAAUAGCCACCCAUCAUUCCAUAAAUUCAAAGGGCUUUUACUCCACCAGCACAAAUGUGCACUUUGUGCCACUUAUAAAUUUGCUUGUGGAAUGUUACAAUCUAAGUUGACAUGAAAUUAAUAGUUUAAUAACUUAGUUUGAGUGGAAGUUGUUAUAAUGGCAUGCUUUUGCAUCUUAUUGUUACCUUCAUAGACUUAAUAUGUAAUGAAUAAUGUUGCUACCUGUCAGUAGAUUGCAAUCUAUUUUAUACAAUAUUUGUAUGAAUAGAUUUGAAAUGUUUAUCCAGUCAUUUGGAGAUAUAAUUUAAAGUGAGGUGCAAAAAGCAGGAUUGUACUGAAUAUAUGUACCUUGAUCAUGUUUUUUUUAAAAAUGGGAGUACAGUCAGAACUUGUAAGUGUUAAACUCCUGUUGUUUUCAGUACAGUAUCACCUGUGUAUAUAUUCUGUAUUAAAUCAACUAAAAUGCAAGAAGAGUAUCUUGUUCAUUUUUAUGUAUGCAAUUAAAUCUCUUAAUCAUUGGGUCUUGUAAUUGGCCCAUUUUAUCAAAAAAUGCUAUUUCUCUUUCAGCACCCUGGAACAAUGGCAACAUCUGGUAAUAUCCCUAUUGGGAAGCUCAUUUUGCCAUUAGUGCAAGAUUCUGCAUAAUUCUGUUGCUCUGCAAUACCAAUGAUGUUUGCGUAGCAGUGACUAAAAUCUUAGGAAAAGUGUUUAAAAAGCACCUUUUUUUUAGCGCUUACGGUAUUGUAUUUAUUGUGCUGUAUUGUAAAUCUAUGAUAAAAUAGUGCUGCACUGAUGAAAUUUCAACUUUUAGCAUGUUUAGUAUGUUUGUCUAACAUAUUGCAUAU